Pantherophis guttatus is the source of this 1510-nucleotide messenger RNA. NCBI's taxonomy places the organism in Eukaryota, Metazoa, Chordata, Lepidosauria, Squamata, Colubridae. The record is from RefSeq and is a predicted model, not a curated record.
UAUUGGAUUUAUAUCCAGCUUGGGGAGGUUUUUAGUGGUACCUUCCGUUUUUUUAAUCCUUUUUGUUUGCUUCCAGUUACUUAUUGAAGCUCCGGGGGCAUUAAUAAGGACCAUCUGCAAGGCUGACUGGUUGCUAGAGAAUUGCAGGACAUUUAUUGCCAUGGCAGGAAACAGAGGAACCAUCAAGGGGGCUUCCAACUUCAGCCCUGAGGCCGAUGCCCAGGCUCUCCGCAAAGCUAUGAAAGGGUUGGGUACUGAUGAAGAUGCCAUCAUUGAGAUUUUGGUCAACAGGAACUUGUCCCAACGGCAGGAGAUUAAGAUGGCCUACAAAUCCUCUAUUGGCCGGGAUUUGAUUAAUGACCUGAAGUCUGAGCUGAGUAAGAAUUUUGAGAACGUUAUUAUUGGACUGAUGACCCCUAUUACCCUGUAUGAUGUGGAGGAGCUGAAAAGAGCAAUGAAGGGAGCUGGGACAGAUGAGGGCUGCCUGAUAGAAAUCUUGGCCUCUCGUACCAACGAGGAACUCCGGAGGAUUAAUGACACCUACCACCGUCAGUAUGGAACCUCCCUUGAGAAAGACAUCGCUUCAGAUACCUCCUCCAAGUUCCAGAGAGUCCUGGUCUCCCUGUCGACUGGCAAUAGAGAUGAGAGUUCACACGUUGACCACAGCCUGGUCCAAGAGGAUGCCAAGUGCCUGUAUGAAGCAGGGGAGAACAAAUGGGGCACCAGCGAGGGCCAGUUCAUUACCAUCCUGUGCUCCAGAAGCAGGAGCCAUCUGCUAAGGGUAUUUGAUGAAUACAAGAAAAUUGCUAAGAAAGAUAUUACGGAGAGUAUUAAAUCCGAGAUGUCUGGAGACCUUGAAGACGCCUUGCUGGCAAUAGUGAAGUGCAUGAGAAAUAAAUCUGCCUACUUUGCUGAGCGGCUGUACAAAUCUAUGAAGGGCGUAGGCACCGAUGACGACACUCUGAUCCGCCUGAUGGUCUCUCGCUGCGAGAUUGAUAUGAUUGAUAUUAAGGCAGAGUUCAAGCGGAUGUAUGGAAAAUCCCUCUACUCUUUCAUUAAGGGAGACACCUCAGGGGACUACAGGAAAGUUCUGCUCCUUCUGUGCGGCGGGGACAACUAAGAGCUUCAGGAUUUCUUCUCCAUCUUGACGCUGAAGUGAUGUGGCUGGCUGUCCCCAUAGAACAGAGGUGGAGAACUACGGCCCUUUUAUGACUUGUGGACUUCAACUCCCAGAAUCCCUGAGCCAGCCAUGCUGGCUGGCUCAGGGAUUCUGGGAGUUGAAGUUCACAAGUCAUAAAAGGGUCGUAGUUCCCCCAACCCUGCCAUAGAUGACAAGUAGUCGUACCUUUUGCAGAAAUGCUUUUAAAAAUGCCAAUCAUGCUAACAUUGAUUGUACCUCUGCCCUCUUGUGUUUCUAAAUUUAAAAAAAAAAAUUUAGUCCCUGCUUUGAAACAGGUAGACAAUACGCAGUAUAAAAUGACUAAUACAAUACAAUGUUUUAAAACCCUGA